Molecule: messenger RNA, 542 nt
Organism: Striga asiatica
Lineage: Eukaryota; Viridiplantae; Streptophyta; Magnoliopsida; Lamiales; Orobanchaceae
Source: the annotation of a GenBank genome assembly
CUACAAACAAUGCUUUUGUCUAUUCAGGCAUGAGAAUUACACUUCAACCUUGGCUAGAUUUGUUGAAUAAAGCUCCACAAAAUCACUACUUUGCUGGGAGUAGUCCAUCGAGCAUUCGCCAGUGCUAUUCAGAUUCAAGAUUCGUUCACGAGCUUCACCGGCUGUACAAUCUUCAAAAGAAAGUAAUGCAAGAACUCGAAAUAAACGGACUCGUGAAAAAACGCAAGGAGAACUUGUUCUCCUCCAGCUGGCACGAAACAAGCUACGUACAUAUCUCCCAAAACCAAAAUGACCUGAAAGCGACUAACGAGGAAAAUGAUUUGGAGGUCGAAUUAACACUAGGCAUCGGGCAAUGCACUAGGAGGAACAGAGGUUUGAUAAACGAGACUAAUAAGUCGAACACUGGGUCUUGUUCAAGAAGAAUGAAUAAUGGAGAUUCUGGGUUGUCUAUGAAUAACAGUAGCUCGAGUAGUUAUAAUGCCUAUCAAGAAAAGAAUACACGGCCACAUUGGCUUAUUCGGGAUUUAAGCUCAAAUAGAACA